ACCUUGUUAUUGCAACAGCCAUGGAUUGUAAUGGUAAACUAGCGUUGCGCUUGGUCCUGCUGGGGAAGACUGGCGUGGGCAAAAGUGCCACAGGAAACACCAUUCUGGGUGAGAAUCUGUUCACGUCUGAGGCUAAAGCCACUUCUGUUACAGCUACUUGCACUACAAGGUCAAGACCCAUUAAUGGACAAAGUAUUACAGUCAUUGACACCCCGGGCUUGUACGACACAAAUAUGUCUAAUGAUGUUAUUAUAAAGGAGACAGUGAAAGGAGUCAAACUGGCAGCUCCUGGUCCCCAUGCUUUUCUUCUCGUGAUUGAUACGAGGCGCUUCACUAAAGAGGAGAAAGACACUGUCAGUAACUUUCAAGAGUUCUUUGGCGAUGGUGUGCACAAGCACAUGAUUGUGCUGUUCACUCGUGGAGAUGAUCUUGAGUUUGACAAUAAGAGUAUUGACACCUACAUCCAAGAGGCUGGACCUGACCUCCAACAGCUGAUAUCUGCAUGUGGGGGGAGGUAUCAUGUGUUCAACAACCGAAACAGAGAUCAGUCCCAGGUGCAAAAUUUACUGAAGAAGAUUGACAAAAUGCUAACUGCAAGCAAUCAAAGUUAUUACAACUAUGAAUUGUUUACACUGGCAAUGGAGAACAAUACGCCCACCCCUGAUGCUAUGAUGUUACUGAGCGCCAACCUGUCUCGGCUGCCAUGA
Electrophorus electricus (electric eel) is the source of this 707-nucleotide messenger RNA. RefSeq names its product GTPase IMAP family member 9. Lineage: Eukaryota; Metazoa; Chordata; Actinopteri; Gymnotiformes; Gymnotidae. Gene Ontology annotation, molecular function: GTP binding. The record is from RefSeq and is a predicted model, not a curated record.